This is a messenger RNA of Drosophila eugracilis, 1795 nucleotides long. RefSeq names its product DET1 homolog (gene abo). Gene Ontology annotation, cellular component: nucleus; cullin-RING ubiquitin ligase complex. Gene Ontology annotation, biological process: positive regulation of proteasomal ubiquitin-dependent protein catabolic process; protein ubiquitination. The record is from RefSeq and is a predicted model, not a curated record. The transcript has 2 exons. The coding region runs from base 115 to 1752 and encodes 545 amino acids. Gene Ontology annotation, molecular function: ubiquitin-like ligase-substrate adaptor activity; ubiquitin protein ligase binding. NCBI's taxonomy places the organism in Eukaryota, Metazoa, Arthropoda, Insecta, Diptera, Drosophilidae.
AAGGCCACACUUAAAUUUUUUGUUUUUAAGUUGCUAUCAAAAAACCAACUGUUGAAGAAAGUGCAAAAAGGUUCCAGUUAGAUAGUAAGUCACUGUAAUUUAAAGGAAUCCUCCAUGAUCUGCCAGGAUGGCCUACGACGACGCCUCCAAUCGCAGAACCUCGUGCACCUGUUGCAGAACCGCGAAUCCGGAUUCACCUGUCCAGGUAGCCAGCUGAGCAGGAUGCCCCGGCUGGCAUACGAACGCCCAUUCUACAAGUGCAUUACGCCCUGCCUGACCAUUGAUUCGGUUACAAUUCCGCCAGUUUACCUGCGCAAGUUCACUCCAGAUGGGAAAAAAUUACUGGCCUUUUCGCAUGAUCAGCGCAGUCUGCACAUCUUUCGCUACAGGGGAUUUAGUUGUGCGGCUGUGGGAGAGCUGAUUCGCCAGGCUGACGUAGGCAGUGCAGAAUGCUUUAGCAGCCAUGACAACAUACUUAAGAGUACGAUCUUCGAGCGCCUGUUUGCCACCAAGGAGGCAGUGAGCCUGCGUUUGUGCCAAAACGACUAUGGCCUCUACUAUUUACAUCGAGAGUUCAGUGUGUUUCUGGAAGAGGGGAGAUAUGUCUUGCUGGCUGCCAUGUCCGUGGUGCGGGGUGCUCUGCCCAUCGACGACUAUGUUCGGUAUCCGGAUCUAUUCGACAAACUAGAAGCCUUCUCUUAUGUUUUCUUCUUAGUGGACUUGGAACUCGGCGUAGUCACCGAUAGACUCUUACUGCCUAACGACUCUAUCGUGAUUGCUCACAACCACGGCAUUUCAGUCUUUGGCUCCAAGGUGGCAAUAAUGUCGAGGCUACAUCAGUGUAUUUAUGUUUAUUGCGUGUCAGAGGGAAAAUUUCACAAGCAGGAGACGAUAGGUCCACGGCCUCGGGACUUUAUCGAAAAGGCUCCCACCAAUUUUGAAAGCAUAGAUGCGACUACAGUUCUGCCCAUUACACAUAUAAAACAGCGCGUUCUGAGCUUUCUUUACCGCCAAAUUGAUCCUGAUAGCCCCAGUGCCACCGGCAAACGGAAGGAGUUUUACAAAAACUUUGAGUUUGUGGAACAUAUGAUUAUGGAAAGAAUGCAAAUGGUGAACAAGGAACUCUUCCUGUUGCGAUAUGAAGAACGGCCAAAAGAUAGCGACACCAUGCCCACUACCCCAACACCCCGCCGCUUAUAUGUUUUUUACACAAUAUCUGCAGAAGAAGUUGUUGGCGUAUACCCGGAUUAUUCAGUUGACCUGCUUCAAAUCAUACUGCAGUUCUACGAUGAGAUGAGCAAUGUUCGAUCGCUGCAAACUGGAGAUGCACCUUCACUGCCUCUACAUUUUUUCUUGAAGCAAAACUUCGGUGACGCCAACGAGUCGAUUCCUGUGGUCCGGCAAGCGGCGUUGCGAUUUAACCCUAGUGUACCUGUCAGCUCUCAGAGCCUAUCGCCAUCGCCCUACUUGAGAUUCAACGAAUUCAACUUUGACGAUCGGCACGUCUCGCCGCUGGAGCGACCCAAUCCCUGCUCCGCCGAACCUAUUGUCUUCCAGGAUCGGACCACGAAGUCAGUCAAGUUUAGACUGCAUGCCACGGCGCGCAGGCAUAAUAAUCUAUCGGCACCGCGGGAACUCUGUGCCUUCAUUUGGCAUCCGUUCGAGCCACUAGUUCUCAGCAUUCAAAAGUGUAUGAACAGCUACGCCUACCAUGUCCAUCUGUACAAUCACGGCACGAUAGUGAAGCAAUAAGGUCCGUAAUAUAAAUGUAUAUUUAUGUACAUAUAUUAAGAUA